AUGUAUAUCAAAGGUUUACACAAUACAAAGCUUUAUCCAUUAAUGCAUAGAGACAUCAGAUGGCCAAACAUAAUUUUACAUAAUGAAAUAUAUAUUUUAAUUGACUUUGAAUUUGCAGAAUUUGCUCCACAAGAAGCUUUAAAUCAGCUCAAAGAAAAUGAACAUGCACAUGAAGUAUUGAGGGGUAGGCAUGAUGAAAAAGUUGACUUAUGGAACAUUGGACAUUUGAUAUUUUCAAGCAACACCCACAACAUCCCAACAGAUCUUUCCAAUCUAGCAUCAAAACUAUACAAAGAUGAUUCAAGUAGAUGA
Messenger RNA from Entrophospora sp. SA101, 312 nucleotides. The record is from the annotation of a GenBank genome assembly. NCBI's taxonomy places the organism in Eukaryota, Fungi, Glomeromycota, Glomeromycetes, Entrophosporales, Entrophosporaceae.